CGCAUCAAAUAAAGCUCCUUCGCACAUCCACACCGCUAUUUAGGUACCUAUUAAAAAAUGUAGCCACUUGGUGUCACCCGACACCGCUACCCUAUUGUGCGCGGAUCGCAUAUUAGCCAAACAAACAGCGGCCUUGGCACAUUUACUCAUUAGUCUCGUGUAACUUGUAAGAUAGUAUUUACGCAGUCAGUAGGGGGAUGGUCCUGACAUGGGCUGCGUGCCGAGCACACCGAAGGUUCACACGGACAUAUCCUCACCAAUGGCGUGGCAAUCAGCAGUCAAAGGCGAGACGCUGGUGGCGGCGCUGGCGCGGCUCGACGACGAGAUCGCGAGCAGCGAACGCACGUACCCCGCCGCUAGGCUUGCUGUGGUAUCCGCCGAGCUUGCUAGCAUACAGGAGGAAAUUAAAACAUUCGAAGACACCACAUCUACGAUGACGAAUAAAGACAGCUACGCCAAGACGAUUCAUCAGGUUUUCGUCAGCUUGGAUAUAUACAGACGUCCAGUGCUCGCGUCAGAGAACGAAGACUUCGUGGCUAAUAUCAAUCGAAAGGAAAUGCGACGUCUGGAGCUGAGCUGGCUUCAAACACGACUGGGAGAGCUACAGCGCGAGCGCCGCACUCUACAUGCACAGAUUCUGCGCACACGCACACUUUACGCGCAGCUGCAGCAGCUACUAGAUAGCGUCUGGGCCAACACGCUGCGACCCGGCACGCCUCUCGAAGAUGCGCUAUCCCGCGCGCGCGGACUUCGAGACGCACUAGCGGCAGUUAGCGCGCGCCUUCGCGCCGCGGCGGAAUACGCUCAUGCUGCUGUGCGGUUGUUGGACGACGCGCUGCCGGCUUGGAAGCUUAGUGGCGUGGGCAAAACUGGCUGGGAGCGCACAGCCGCAUGUGCCGACGCAUGCAGACUGUUCGUUCAAGCGCGAUGCCUCGAACGUGGAGCACGACGCGUCCUUUCAGCGCCCGCAGCUCCCCGCGCCGCUCGCGCCCUGCGACUUGCGCUAGACUACGCGUUUACGGACAUUUCCCAUGACUACAAGUACCAAAGAGCUACGGAGAUAUUUGUACAGUUUAAAGAAGCGCUCGUGCAAAUGAUCAACUCCAUUCAUCAAGUGCUCCUCACAAACCUGGAGAACCUGGCGCUAGCCACGAAGGACGUAAAGGAACGUCGACGGGAACUGCGGGCCGCGAGAGUCAACGCUAUUGCUGGCAAGGGAUUGGCAGAUCUCCGGUAUGAGCCUGCUAGCUUGAAGACUGCUUUGAAUUAGGCCUGCCUGGCGUUAAAGCGUCACUUUGUCCGAUCCGACGUUUUAAGUCGUUUUCAAUAAUGUUUGGAGAAAAACAGCUGCUAGGAAAUUCGAUAUGGCAAUAUACCCUUUAUUUUGCAUUAACGCUUGAACUACAAACAACAAUUAAAUGUAUUUUAUACAAUCGUGAUAUAAUAAAGAGCUCGUCGAGUACUGUGUUUAGCCAACGAAGCUUGUUGAGUUGCCUAAGUAAGGUACGAGAUUGAAAAGCUUGAUUAUAUCACUAUUGUAUACAAUACUUUUUCUACGAGUCAUCUAAAUCAAUACUUUUUUUACUAUAAAACCUAAAUAAUUAAUGAAAAUUGGUAAGUAUCUCAUUAGACAAAAAUGUACUGCAAAAGACGCAAGUAGCGCCCCGCGCCCGUUUAGUCUUUUCUAUGGGGGCAUGGCGGGACGCGAUUGUCAAUUUUUUUUAAUAGUUGACUACAGCGUAUUGAAAUGAAUCUUAUAGUUGAAUUGGGAGUCCAUGCAUGAAAAGUAGGUACGCAAUUAUAGUUUGGUAUACGAAAUCUUAAUUCAACCAUUACAGUCGAUGAGUAGAAAAAUAAACAUUUCACUUUUUGUUUCUUGGUCUAUCCGACAUCCGAUAUCGAAUCGGACAAUGUGAAAAUGUUCUUAAAAAUUCAACUGAUUGCUUGCAUCAAAUCCAGUAAGGUUUUUUAUUAUUACAACUUAGAUAUAAAAAAAGUAUAUGCUUAUGCUCAUUUGCAUUGUUGGUAAAUGCAAAUGAGGCAUAAGCGUCAGCCACUCGGCUCUAAGAAAUUAAUUUAUAAGAUAGUAUACUUAAGCAUAAUAUCAACCGGCAACGGCUGAAAGCAAAGAGAUACUUAUUGUAGAAGAGUUUAAAAGUGCUUCGACUUUGACACCUGAUGUAGAUGGCGCCACCCUGUAGAUUAUACGGUACUGAGUAGCACACGGUAACUCUGUCUGUCAAAAGUUGAAGUUUUAUAGUCCCACGUACCGUACAGAGCCAUCUAUUACUUCCAUCAAACUCAGGGCACGCAUUUUCGACUCUACGACGAAUGGCUCAGUUUCAUUGGUCGAUGACUCAGUCCAUAUGAAGCGCGCGGGGCCUCCCCGCAGACGGUAUAACGAUUAGUGAAACUCAUAAGUCGAUAGUUCGGUCGAUAUACAGCAUGCGGGUGACUCCCUGCAGGCGUAAGGUGGUAUAACGACUAGUGAAACUAAUAAUGGCAAGCGUUUUGGAAAUUUCCCGCACCCCGCAUACAGCGACCAAUGAAAACAGUUCCCCAAAUGCGGGCCCUAUGGCAUGCUUUAUGAAAAUUUCCCACACCCCGCACGCGAGCCCUAUCGACCAAUGAAACUGAGCCAGAAGGGUUGGAAGUAAAAUUAUUUUUAUAAUAUUUAAAGGUGAUUGUUU
Molecule: messenger RNA, 2690 nt
Organism: Cydia pomonella (codling moth)
Lineage: Eukaryota; Metazoa; Arthropoda; Insecta; Lepidoptera; Tortricidae
Exons: 9
Coding region: 209-1270 (353 amino acids)
Source: RefSeq, a predicted model, not a curated record